Molecule: messenger RNA, 2391 nt
Organism: Penicillium daleae
Lineage: Eukaryota; Fungi; Ascomycota; Eurotiomycetes; Eurotiales; Aspergillaceae
Product: dynamin-related GTPase DNM1
Exons: 4
Coding region: 1-2391 (796 amino acids)
Biological process (GO): mitochondrial fission; peroxisome fission
Cellular component (GO): mitochondrion; cytoplasm; membrane
Molecular function (GO): microtubule binding; GTPase activity; GTP binding
Source: RefSeq, a predicted model, not a curated record
AUGGCGUCGUUGGGCGAUGACCUCUUGGUCACUGUGAACAAGCUCCAGGACUUGGUGUUCAACACUAUUGGCAACGAUUCCCUCGAUCUGCCUCAGAUUGUUGUGGUUGGCUCUCAAUCGUCUGGCAAGUCGUCCGUCCUAGAGAACAUCGUGGGACGAGACUUCUUACCACGCGGUAGUGGAAUCGUUACUCGGCGCCCCCUGAUCCUCCAACUCAUCAACAUCCCCAGCGAGCGCCCCGACAGGCCCGAAAAUGACGAGGUCCAUGUCCCGCACACGCCCGCUAGCGUGGCCGGCCAACAUGAAUGGGCAGAGUUCCACCACCUCCCUGGUCGCAAGUUCGAUGAUUUCUCUAUGGUGAAGCAAGAGAUAGAGGCGGAGACAGCGCGCAUUGCUGGGCAUCAACCGGCAGCCGAUCAACCUCAAGAUCUUUUCCCCCACGUCUUGAACUUGACCUUGGUUGAUCUGCCGGGCUUGACCAAGGUGCCGAUUGGCGACCAGCCGUCUGAUAUCGAGAAGCAGACCCGCACUCUGAUCUUGGAGUAUAUCGCCAAGCCGAACAGUAUCAUUCUCGCCGUGUCUCCCGCCAACGUGGACUUGGUAAACUCGGAGGCACUCAAACUAGCCCGCCAGGUGGAUCCCAUGGGCCGGAGGACGAUCGGCGUCCUGUCUAAAUUGGAUUUGAUGGAUCAUGGAACUAAUGCUAUGGACAUUCUGUCGGGUCGCGUAUAUCCUUUGAAGCUGGGCUUCAUCGGUGUUGUCAAUCGCUCGCAGCAAGAUAUCCAAUCUGGCAAAUCGCUUUCGGAGGCUCUGCGCGCCGAAGCAGACUUCUUCCGUCACCACCCGGCGUAUCGAAACAUGGCCAAUCGAUGCGGCACUCAAUUUCUGGCGAAGACAUUGAACUCCACUUUGAUGGCGCAUAUUCGAGACCGCCUGCCCGACAUUAAGGCACGCCUCAAUACGCUGAUGGGCCAAACUCAGCAAGAGUUGGCAAGCUACGGAAACAAGCAGUUCAGCGGAAAGGAACAUCGUGGAUCUCUCAUCCUGCAGCUCAUGACCCGCUUUGCCUCAUCAUUCAUCUCAUCCAUAGACGGUACCUCCUCUGAAAUCUCAACCAAGGAGCUUUGUGGAGGUGCCCGAAUUUACUAUAUCUUCAAUGAGGUCUUUGGAAACUCCUUGGAGACGAUUGACCCAACACACAACUUGACUGUCUCGGAUAUUAGAACUGCAAUCCGCAACUCCACGGGUCCCCGACCCAGUCUGUUCGUGCCUGAGCUGGCCUUUGAUCUUCUGGUUAAGCCUCAGAUCAAGCUGCUGGAGGCGCCUGCUCAGCGGUGUGUGGAACUGGUAUAUGAGGAGCUCAUCAAGAUCUGUCACACCUGUGGCUCACAGGAACUCCUGCGGUUCCCCCGACUCCAGGGCAAGCUCAUUGAAGUCGUGUCCGACCUUCUUCGUGAACGGUUGGGUCCCUGCGCCGGGUAUGUGGAAUCUCUGAUCUCCAUCCAGAGAGCCUACAUCAACACCAACCAUCCCAACUUCCCCGGUGCGGCGGCUGCUAUGCAAUCGAUCAUUCAGAACAGACAAGAGGAAGAGCGGAAGGCAAUUCUUGCAGAGGAAAAACGCAAGCGUGAGAAGCGACGUCUGAAAGAGAUCGGAUCGGCUAAUGGUGUUGCCGGCGCGCCAGAUGACGAGGACGCACAGGCUGAAUCCAAGUCGCACAACCUUCCUAUCCGGAACCACUCUACAAAAGGCACGCGAAGCAUGUCGCCCCAUGUUGGACGGGUCACCGAGAAUGGCAUUGCUGCUACUUUGAAUGGCCCCCAAGCGAACCAUGCGGGCGGUUUCGGUGGCUCGCACACUACUCGCGAUUCGUUCUUGAACUACUUCUUUGGCAAAGAAGGCGGCAUUCCCAGUCCGGGACCAUCGUCUCAGUCCAACCUGACACGAUCGGUGGCCCAUCACAGCGAGCCAAGCAUUAGCCAGAGCCUUCGUCGCCCGGAGGUUCGUUCACCUGUUAUGCCUUCUGAAGAAUAUCCAGCACCCCUAAGCGAGUAUGGUGGUGAUAUUUCUGCUUUCCCUCAUGAGAACGCAGAGCCAACCCUAACAGAUCGCGAGAUCCUCGAAACCGAGCUGAUCCGUCGCCUCAUUUCCUCUUAUUUCAAUAUCGUACGAGAGACUAUCGCCGACCAAGUACCAAAGGCCAUCAUGCAUCUCCUAGUCAACCACAGCAAGGAUGUUGUGCAGAACCGACUAGUCAGCGAGCUCUACAAGGAGGACCUCUUUGGCGAAUUGUUGUACGAAGAUGAUGGCAUUAAGGCUGAGCGGGAGAAGUGCGAGCGGCUCUUGGAGACUUACAAGGAAGCUGCCAAGAUUGUGGGCGAAGUUCUAUAG